AUGGCCGCUGUUUCUUCUUUUUCCAUGUACCAAAGCACUUCGGGUAUGGGUAUCUCCCAGAUCAACGGGAAUAAUGGGCAACCUUCUACCUCGCAGGCGCCGACGCCUGUUGGGUCUCUUUUCAAGAGAAAGCCAAUCAAGAUCACCUUCAACACCCGCCGCACCUCGAGCCUCCUUGAAAAAGAGGACGAUGCAUUGGCGAGCACCUCUUUUGUGCCGCCCCAACUCCACGCGAAGAAGUCAGACAACACCACACAAAAGAACAAGGCGGCGAGUCCGCCUCGACAGCCGCUUUGGGAUCGACCUCUCGCGUUUGUAUCUGCGGGAGGCGCCAUCCAAGGCCCGCAGCCCCCCUCGACGGUUCCUGCCGCGCAGCCUUCGGUGUCGACGAAUGAUGCGCCACCGGCUUCUACGCCACAAGCGUCGCGUCCGAUGUUCGUCAGCAUACCUCCUGCGCAGACUGUCUUCUAUGACGGCGAGGGCGCUUGUGAAUGUGGCAACACAUGCCUCAAAUGUUUACUUCUGCAGGAUGUAGCGAAGUUCUCCUACAUCGUAAAUAAGGGACCUCAGUUACCGUCUUCGACUCGCGCGACAGGUUCGGUCCAUUGA
Messenger RNA from Schizophyllum commune H4-8, 609 nucleotides. RefSeq lists its product as uncharacterized. The record is from RefSeq and is a predicted model, not a curated record. The coding region runs from base 1 to 609 and encodes 202 amino acids. The transcript is spliced from 3 exons. NCBI's taxonomy places the organism in Eukaryota, Fungi, Basidiomycota, Agaricomycetes, Agaricales, Schizophyllaceae.